AUGAUUAUUCGCGCAGCCCAAGGGGUGUGUAAUUUCGGGAUUGCAAAUUUCCAGCGCAAUGCGCGUGCGAGAACGCCGCCGCCGCAGCAGCAGCAACGGCCACUGCAUGAACAGCAACAGUUGGAGCGGCAUUGGCAGCAGCGGCGGUCGAUGGUGGGAGAUCUGCAGCUGCAAAGGGUAUUUGCCUCUACCAUACAGCUGUUUCAGCGGCAGCAUCACCCAACAGGAGCCUCUGAGAGAAGAAGCAGCGGCGGCAACAGGAGCAACAGCACCAAACACUGCACUGGCGGCCGCCGCCACGACUUAGGUUCAAUAUCUGGUUUAGUUGGAACCAUGCCAUCAGUAGUUGGCUCACGAUGCCUGAUACAACGGGCUUCCAUGAAUUCUGUUGCUGUAGUUUCUCAAUGGAAGAGUAGCACCAGCGACCGGUGUGGCCGUGACGACAUUAAGUGGGGUGGCCGCGUGCAGUCUUUUUCCUCGAAGCAGAGGGGCGUUUCACAUAUAUCUGACUUUUUAAUGCAGCAGAGACAGCAGGGGGGGCAGCAGCAGGAAGAGGGGAAUUUGUGGUGGGAGGAUGCAGAAACGGAGAGUCAACUAGAUUUCCUCGGUGCUACCGCUGCUGGUGUGGAGGGUCGUUGCACUGUUGUUCGGCAGCAACAGCAAUAUGAGGAACACAGGCAGCAGAGGCAACAAGCGUACUCUAUGGGGGCAAAGGAUCUAGGGGAUUCGCCUCGACGAAUGCUAGUUUGUGCAGCAACUACUGAUGGCCCCUUUCGUUCAUCUGCUCACCACGAUGCAGAAACAGCACAGCUAGUAACAACUAAAGCAGCUGCGACAGCUGCAGCGACAGAAGGCACAGGAGUGGCGGCGGGAGAAGUGUCUCUAUUUCUAAUGGCUUCGCCCCUCACACCAGCCGAACGCCAGGAGCUGCUGUGCCUUUGGCGUCGUCUGUCCUCUAGGGAGUCUCUUCUGAAGUCUUCCGAAGGCAUUUCCGAGGGACCCUCUCUAGCGGCGCUUCUGGAGGCGCGGUGGAGCCUCCCGGCUUCCUUGUUCUCAGCGGCACACACACAAACGGCGUACCUUCGCUGGCUUUACAAUUCUCUGCAGGAACACCAGGAGCAGCAGUACUGCCAGGCGCAGCAGCAGUUGCAGCAGACGCAGCAAGAAAAACAGGAACAGGAUUGCGAACAGCGGCAGGCGAGGCGCCAUGAAAUGAGUAGCUUAGAGAGCAUGCAGUCGGAUGCCUUCAGGGAUUUACUCCAAUCGAUUCGAGGCCAAUUCGACCUCGAGGAAGCAGCAGCAGCCAGGAGUGUCAAGCACCAGCCUCAUGAGAGGCUGCAAGUGCUGAUGCAAGAGUGGACGAGGGCUGUGAGAGGCCGGCAGGAAGGGGACCUUCUUACCAGCACCUAUCGGCUGCUUCUGGAAGUCUGUGCUGCAGUUGAUCGCCCUCUGGGGCCCCUCUCAGGGACCCCUGGUACUGUGAAAGACCCAGCAGUCUCUCCUCUGCUCCCUCCUGCUGCAGGUCCCUUGCUUGCUCUCUACCGAAUAUACUUGGCAAAAAGUGGUAUAUCUGCUGCUGUAUCGUAUAAGAACAUCUUGAAGCUAGUGGAUCUGACGACUCCUGAGCUUUGGUUUCCCGUCGGACGCCAGCGUCAGCGCCGGGUUUGUCUUUCCUUGGGGCCGCCGAAUAGCGGCAAAACCCGGGGAGCCCUUGAGGCCCUCCUGGGGGCCGCAAGUGGGUGCUACAUGGGACCGCUUCGUCUGCUCGCCACUGAGGUGUACAGUGAGUUACGGAAGAAAGGUGUAAGAUGCUCUCUGAUUACAGGGCCUUCGAAGAUCAUAGACCCGGAGGCGACUCAUGUGUGCAGCACAGUAGAGGCUGCUCCUUUAGAUAUGGACUUUUCCGUCGGGGUGAUCGACGAAGUGCAGCUCUUGGCGGACCCACACAGAGGGCCCGCGUGGACUCGAGCGUUCUUGGGCCUCAGGGUAAGGGAGUUGCACGUAUGUGGAGAGGUGGGGGCGGAGCCUUUGGUGAAGAGUCUGGUGUUGCGAUGCGGAGAUACAAUCUACAGGGAGGACAGAAAGGCCUCUCUGGCCAGCGUAAAGGUAGAAACAGAGGCCCUGCCCGCUGAUUGGAUUGCAGCCCUUCAGCCGGGAGAUUGUCUCCUUGCCUUCUCUGUAGUCGACUGUUGGAGACUCAAGGCCCUUCUUUCGGCUUCAGGCGUGCAGGCAGCUAUGUUAUACGGGCAACUGCCCCCUGAGGUCAGGGUGCAACAAAUAGAAAGCUUCAAUGAGGCUGUAAGAAUGCACUCAUGCGAGCAGCAGCAACAUGUUCAGGAUAAGUGGGGACAGCAGAAUCUACCGACUGUGCAUCCAGAUGAAGCACCCUCCCAACCCGCACAAGGGGCAGCAGGUGAAACACGAGCAUCAGCAACAUUAAAACCAGAAGGAGCAGCAGGCUUAGCAGACGCAGCAGCAGGAUCUUCCCUUCCUGCUCAUUCUGUGCUAAUAGCGACGGAUGCCAUUGGCCUUGGGGUGAAUUUAUCAAUUCGUCGCAUCAUAUUUACUUCCACUUGUAAAUACGAUGGGAUCUCUCUAAGGCCACUGGAUGCCUCCGAGGUGCGGCAGCUGGCCUAUAGGGCCGGGCGAUUUGGGGGACCGUGGGGAGCUCAAGGAGGUCUUGUGAGUGCCUUGCAACAAGACCAGCUCGAUGAGCUCCGAACCAUCCUUGAAGGCCCAUCUGUUUCUGCACCUGCUCUAAAGGCGGCAGCUCUGUUGCCGGAAAGAUGGGCCUUUGAAUUGUUUGCUCAUUUUGCAGCGGGGGAACCUCCAAAGUGCACUGCUCGCCUCAUGCAAAAAUUCGUCUCCCUGUUGCACACAAAGGCUCCAUACUUUAUACCAGCUGGAGCCCUUCACAAGGCUGUCGCUGUGGCAGCCUUGCUGCGGGACGUUGCGUUGCCGCCUCCGGAGUUAUAUAUCUUCUGUAUGGCGCCUGUUUCGGUCUCACGGUGCACCCAGGGGCAUCGAAACGAACGGCAUCAGGAGGGAGGACACUCGAAUAUGCCGGAAUCAGAAGAUAAGGCCGAGUUGCCGUGGCAGGGUGCAAUUGAUGUGGACAACAGCCAUAGCCCUGAAGCGGCAGGAACAGAGGGAACAGGAUCAGAUUCAGCAGCAGCAGUAACUGCAGCAGCAGCUAGUAUCAGUCUACCCAUGCAGGCAGCCCUGCGUUCUUUUGCUGUCUCCCUGGCUGCAACUCGAGUGGUGCCGUUGCCCUCUCCAUUCCGUGUCGUCCGGAAAACAGACAAAGAACAACAGCAACACCAGCGGAUGCAGCACUUGGGGCUGUGUUCUGCAGAAGAAGGGCCCUGGAGCUCCUAUACGGCGGCUGGUGUUGGAUAUUUGGGGGGCACAGUUGAUCCCGCAUCUGAUGGGGAGGAGACAGAAGCAACCCCAGCAGAGACAAUAGAGGCCCUUAGGGCGUGGGAGACAAUCUAUCAGGUCUUAGACUUGUAUUUGUGGUUGGCGGAGAAGCUCCCAACAGCGUUCGUUGAUGCGCCACUGGCACUGAGUGGGAGAUCCCUUGCGGCUGAUGUAAUCGCGAAGGCCUUGCAGAGGGAGAGGCCUCUCCAAGGUUUGGGGGCUCGUGACCAGCUCGAGCAAUUCUAUCGUUCACGAAUGCCCAAGGAUUUGAAGGAAACCAGUGGUUUUCGGCCCCAAAAAAGCCGUGAGACGCAGCACGCCUAG
Molecule: messenger RNA, 3744 nt
Organism: Eimeria maxima
Lineage: Eukaryota; Apicomplexa; Conoidasida; Eucoccidiorida; Eimeriidae
Product: helicase, putative
Exons: 9
Coding region: 1-3744 (1247 amino acids)
Biological process (GO): mitochondrial RNA 3'-end processing; RNA catabolic process
Cellular component (GO): mitochondrial degradosome
Molecular function (GO): hydrolase activity, acting on acid anhydrides; RNA helicase activity
Source: RefSeq, a predicted model, not a curated record